CGAUCUGUAUUUAAGUAAUUGACGAUCGUUUUCAAACACUUUGACCACGAUGGUGCGUACAAUCGUUGCUCUCUUGGCUUUGCUGGCCCUGGCGCAGGCACGCACCUUUGAAAAGGGUGCACGUGCAGACUGUACGUGGUCCAUCAACAACGAUUUACCAACCACCCAGGCCCUGUACAUUGACCCCAACGGCCCUCUGAACAUCCAUGGCUUCUGGCACCCUCAGAGUGGUGACAUCGUCACCGUCCCUGAAGGCGGUCAGGUUCUGUUCGCCUGCCCCGGAGGAACCCUGAACGGCCCAGGCACAGCUGAAGCUCUCCUCACCUGCAGCGGAGGAAGCUCAUUUGCUGAUGAGAAUGGAAACACCUACACCUUUGGUUCUCUGUCGUGCUCUCGCGAUCCAUUCCACACUGCCAGGAAGGUCAACGGUGCUUCCUGCGAGAUCACCGGUGAAUACUCGCUGAUUGAAAUCGGCUUCGAGCUGUCAACUGGUGUGUUCUACCCUAUCAUCGAAAUCUGCUUCAACGACGCCACCGCGGACUCGCUCUACUCCAAGUACACCCAGACCCCAGCCAUCGGUGGUUACCAGUCUGGCUACCCCAGGCCCGGCUUCGUUCAGGGUGAAUUCUACCCUGGAAUCGUUGACGUCGACUACCAGUACUCCAGGGACGGACAGACUGACGCCGUCGCACAGGCCGUUGGCUCCGCUUCCCUCGCGGGACAGUACAUCCAGAGCUCUGGCGACUACUUCCUGUCUCGCGGCCACAUGACCGCCAAGGCUGACUUCGUCUACGGUGCCCACCACAGGGCAACCUUCUGGUUCCUGAACGUUGCUCCUCAGUGGCAGACCGUCAACGGCGGCAACUGGAAUAACCUGGAGAUGAGCACUCGCUCGUUCGCAGACACACACCCCAACGAUCUAACCGUCUACACCGGUACCCACGGCGUCACCACGCUUGCCGACGUGAAUGGCAACGAAGUGCCCAUCUACAUCGCCUACGACGCCAACGGUAACGGCCUCCUCAGGGUGCCCGCCUUCUACUGGCGUGUCGUCUACGACGAGACCACCCAGCAGGGCGUCGCCUUCGUCGGCCUUAACAACCCGUACAUCGACAGUCCCGGCAGCGACUUCUACCUCUGCCCUGACGUGUGCAGCCAGAUCUCUUGGGUCAAUUGGCAGCCAACCAACCAGGUCUUGGGAUACGCUUACUGCUGCGAAGUCAGCGCUCUCGCCGAAUUCGUGGAGGAGAUUCCUUCCCUCACCGUCUCCGGUCUCCUCACGUAGAUUCUCCAAUUUUUGCUCAGUUUGUCAUCAUCAAUUCAUAUAUUCAAGGAAUAAACGAAUCAAAAAUA
Messenger RNA from Cloeon dipterum, 1353 nucleotides. RefSeq lists its product as uncharacterized. Gene Ontology annotation, cellular component: nucleus; mitochondrial inner membrane. Gene Ontology annotation, biological process: apoptotic DNA fragmentation. Lineage: Eukaryota; Metazoa; Arthropoda; Insecta; Ephemeroptera; Baetidae. The record is from RefSeq and is a predicted model, not a curated record. The transcript is spliced from 4 exons. The coding region runs from base 50 to 1285 and encodes 411 amino acids. Gene Ontology annotation, molecular function: nucleic acid binding; metal ion binding; single-stranded DNA endonuclease activity.